Messenger RNA from Ooceraea biroi (clonal raider ant), 2030 nucleotides. RefSeq names its product carbohydrate sulfotransferase 11. Gene Ontology annotation, cellular component: membrane. Gene Ontology annotation, molecular function: sulfotransferase activity. Gene Ontology annotation, biological process: carbohydrate biosynthetic process. The record is from RefSeq and is a predicted model, not a curated record. NCBI's taxonomy places the organism in Eukaryota, Metazoa, Arthropoda, Insecta, Hymenoptera, Formicidae.
AAUAAAGAACGUUUCUAUUAUUCAAGUGCGCAACACUAACGAGCUACGUUACUUCUAUAAUUACUAUUCAGCCGACGCUGCUACAGCGAAAGGUUUAAAAAACAUAUUUCUUUUUAGUACUCAUUGUUCGUAACGGCGCUGCCUUCUUUUCGGCUAUUUUUGACCUCGCUUCGCUUCGCGCUUCGUCGCAUUAUAUUUAAAACUGGCGAGGAUACGAGGAUAUUCGUGGAGCUCGUCGUUGACACAUGUCCGUAGGACACAUUGUUCCAGAGAAGAUAAAGUGUUCAGUGAUAUUCCUUCCUUUUCCGUUAUCUGCGGAAGCGGGGCAUGGAGAGAAAGAAAUAAUAGCAUGCAGCUUUGGCGUGUUCGUUUUGCUACUGAUUCACAGAUUCACGUUUCCGACCUCAGCAUUAGUAUAGUGACAACAGUAGUCUAGUGCAGUGUUUAUUUUAACAAAUAUUCAAGUAGCUUGAUUUCGAAUAAAUUGUUUAACAAAACAGUGGCGAUGUCACAUCCGUCGCAGAAAACAACGAUGGACACGUUAACAGCGAGUAGCAAUGAAACUUUAACUACUUAUCCGCGAUUAAAAGUGAGCUCUUGUCAUAUUAUGAAAAAGCUCUUUUCAUUGAUACAGAGACAAGUCACAAUGAUACAAUUCAUCGCGGCGUUAAUAGUGAUCUGUAUUUUUACGUUGUUAAUACUGGCAAAUUUAGCGCAAAAGACACAGACCACGGAGACAAACAUAGAACCAGCCGCAUCGCCGAAAUAUGCAUCGCCAAAAUACGCAGCAAUCGCACAUGCUAUGGCGUCUGAAAUAAUACCGCAAGUAAUACUGUCACGGAAUCAGAUGGAGAAUAUCAGGAGAGAGUUAGAUGACAGGAGGCAACGAGUUAUGCGUCUAUGCAAGACUAUCGUUUCACGAAGAUCGCACUUGAAUACCACGUUGAUGAAUAUGAUUGUUGACACGGAGCACAAUGUGUCGUGGUGCCCGAUAUACAAAGCGGCGAGCUCUACGUGGAUGAAUUACUUCGCCGUGCUGAAAGGUACCCCGAUGGCUGUCACCAUGGAUCUAGUGCGCCGCAAUGUUGUGCAAAUCAGUGAUAUCGUGCGGCAGAAGUUUCAACCGGAUGCAGAUUUUAAUAAAACGUACGAGAGGGUAAGCAAAUCAAAAAAGUUUUUGAUCGUGCGACAUCCGCUUGAGCGUCUCUUGUCCGCGUACAGAGACAAGCUGGAGCAUAUGCAGGGCCGCGAGUAUUACUACAAACGUUUCGGCCGACGCAUCGCGCUCAAGUAUCGUCAAUCCAGCGACUCGACGAAAUUAGAACCGACAUUUGAAGAAUUUCUGCGAUUCAUAGCGAACGAGAAAUAUUUCGAUGAGCAUUGGGCGCCGUAUUAUCAUACUUGCAAUCCGUGCACGGUCAACUACGAUUAUAUUUUGAAAUUCGAAACGCUGGAAAGAGACCAGGCAUUCUUUAUCCAGGAUACCAAUCUGAGCGAAUAUCUCUACGAUAGGAACCAUUUGCGAAAUAUUAAUCCUUAUGGCGCGACCACCACGGAGACACUUCGCGAAUACAUCCAAGAAAUACCGCAAUCGCUUCUCAAAGAGAUUUACAAGGUAUACGAGAGUGAUUAUAAAUUGUUUGACUAUUCGUUCAUUUAACGCUAUCUAUUCCAAUAAUCAUUUACAUGGGCAGCUUAUAAUAGUUAACAUAUUGACGAUAGAUGUAAUAUCUAGAUAUACGAGAUUUCGAAACGAAAAUUUCGUCUCAAAUGAGAUACUUAUUUUUCUAAAAAGUAGAAAGAAGCAUGAUAAAAACAUGCAAAAUCAUAAUACUUAAAGAAAUUGUGUAUGUGUGUGUUAGUCCGUUUUUAUUAUUGUAUAUAACGCUUUAAAAAUGCGGAGUAAAUUAAGAGUUCGACUUACCCGUCGAAAUCGGAGCAUGAUGCAAUACUGCAAUGAUAUACAACUGCAAUAUUAAUUGCGGUGCAGCUCCCAUGAACGAUUCGAAUAAAUGCAACAUGCAAAUGUC